AUGCUCAGUCUCGGACAGCGCAGAAGCAGCGACGGCUACCUAAACGCAAACGACCUAUUGUCGCAGGGAGGUGAAUCGCUACUUGAUUCUGCUGGUUUGGGUACUUCUCAACCAAAUCUGAAGACCCAGAGACGGGGAACGAAUCCGUCGAUUUUCGACGGACACUUUAUGAUGGACGCGUUGAGGAGGAAUUAUGAAAUUGGUUAG
Messenger RNA from Caenorhabditis remanei, 207 nucleotides. RefSeq lists its product as uncharacterized. The transcript has 2 exons. Bases 1 to 207 code for a protein of 68 amino acids. Lineage: Eukaryota; Metazoa; Nematoda; Chromadorea; Rhabditida; Rhabditidae. The record is from RefSeq and is a predicted model, not a curated record.